UUUACGAUGAUCGGCCCUUUGCUGUCAAGCCUCGCGCGAAAGCGAAUUGUUCUUGCAAGUUCUUCUCCACGUCGGCGAAAUAUUCUUGAAUCCGUAGGUCUUGUGUUUCAAGUGAUGCCGUCUACUUUCAGUGAGAAUUUAGAUAAAUCUCACUUUGCAACUCCUCAUGAUUAUGCAAGAGAAAACGCUCGGUUGAAAGCUGUAGAAGUGUCAAGCAGAUUGAAGAGUGACGGUAUAACAGCAGACUUGGUGAUUGGAGUCGACACAAUUAUUGUGUUAGAUGACAGUAUUCUCGAGAAACCAAAAUCAGAAGAUGCUGCCAAACUAAUGCUGAAACAACUGAGUGGGCGAACUCACACAGUAGUGUCAGGAGUGACACUUAUUGCUAAAACAGAAUCUACCACCACAUUUACUGAAACAACUGAAGUGACAUUUGCUAGUCUUACUGACUCACUUGUGGACUACUAUGUCGAGACUGGAGAACCAAUGGACAAAGCUGGAGCAUAUGGAAUUCAAGGUAUCGGUGGGUCUUUCGUGACGGGCAUAGUAGGUGAUUACUACAAUGUUGUCGGUCUUCCUCUCCAACACGUGUGUCGUGAGAUCGUCAACAUGUGGGAAACCGGACAUUUAGUGUGACUUAGUAUGACACCUAGGUGCUCACUAAACUCAGCUUUGAAGCACAACUUUAGUAUACAAUUGUGUGUUCUUUCAAUUAAUUUUUGUGAUGUGUAUAUAAAUUGUGCUUGAUCUUGAUCAACAUGUUAUGGAGUUUAUG
Corticium candelabrum is the source of this 775-nucleotide messenger RNA. Its product is annotated as probable bifunctional dTTP/UTP pyrophosphatase/methyltransferase protein. Bases 7 to 636 code for a protein of 209 amino acids. NCBI's taxonomy places the organism in Eukaryota, Metazoa, Porifera, Homoscleromorpha, Homosclerophorida, Plakinidae. The record is from RefSeq and is a predicted model, not a curated record. Gene Ontology annotation, molecular function: nucleoside triphosphate diphosphatase activity. The transcript is spliced from 8 exons.